AAACAGAUACUUUUCGUUUUCCAUUUCUUCCCGUUUGAGAAUUGUAAUUCAAGAAAUUAACAAUUCGCAACUCUCAAUCUCUCGUUAGCAAUGUCUUCAUCCUCCAAAUUUGAAGUAUUCCUUAGUUUCUGCAGCGAAGACCCCUCAAAAACUUUUGUCUCUGUUCUGGACCGUUGGUUGGAACAAAAAGACAUUACCACCAAUUUCAAAGAUGACUCGUUUCUGGCAGAGGAGUCAAAACUCGCGGUUGUUGUAGUCUCAGAGAGCUAUCCAAUCUCUGUUUUGUGCCUCAAUCAGCUCGAGAAGAUCGUAAACUCUCACAGCGAAGGUAGACUUUCCAUCCUCCCCAUUUUCUACGGAGUUGAUCCUUAUAAUGUUAGAAAACAGACUGGAUAUCUCGCGGAACCCUUUCAAGAGCUUGGUGAAGGAUAUCCAGAUGACAAGAUUCAAGAAUGGAGGGUUUCUCUCACUAAACUCACCAACAUACCUGCCCUGGAUUCACGAUAUUGGAGCAACGAAGCGGACAUGAUUGAGUUAAUUGCAAAUGAAAUCUUGAGUAUCUCGAAUAGAAAGCCAUUAACAGCCAAAGGUGAUGGACUGGUUGGUAUGGAUCGUCAGAUGCAAACACUCUACAAAUUGCUGGAUUUCAAAGCUGCUGAAGAAGUUCGUUUGAUAGGAAUUUGGGGUCCAGGAGGCAUUGGCAAGACGACGCUAGCGAGGUACGCUUAUGAAGAAAUAUCUAGCAACUUCAAAGUUCAUGUGUUUGUAGACAAGGCUGAAAAGAUUUGUCACCAAGACCGGGAUCUGUUAAAGUUGUUAACAGAAAAAGGUACAACACAGGGUUUAGAUGUGGGGAUUGAUAAAAUCAAAUCAACAUUUGGACACCGAAAAGGUCUGAUCGUGAUUGAUUGCGUUGAUAACAUCAAACAGUUAAAGGAGAUAGUAUACCUUGCUCACUGGUUUAUUCCAGGAAGUAGAGUGAUCUUUGUUACACAGGACAGGAACCUGUUAGUUGAGUCUGGUGUGGAGCAUGCUUAUGAAGUUCAGUCUCUGAGAUACGACGAAGCUCUUCAACUAUUUUCUCACUCUGCUUUUGACCAGCAACACCCUCCCACUAGUUUUGAAUCACUAUCCCUUCGCGCUGUCCAUAUAUCGGGUUUCCUUCCUCUGACACUUAAAAUCCUCGGGUCUUCUCUACGAGGCAAGGAUGAAGAGCGUUGGGAGAAGGAACUGCAACAACUGGAGGGAGACCAAGAGAAAGCUAUUAUGGAAAUCACGAGCAAGAGAUACACAAGAGCAGGAAAAAAAGAAGAAGAUAAAGAGAAAAUCACAUCAUUUAUUCUCUUGAGUGAUGAUUAAUAAGUGAAUGAAUCACUCAAGAAGAUAUUAAAAAAGUGAUGAUCUGUUAAUGUCAACAAGUUGUAGAUCUGUUGUCAUUAAUGUAUAAUAUGACAUUAUCACUGAUGAACAUUGCGGUUUAUCUGAGAUUUUCUUAUUUUCACCUAAG
Molecule: messenger RNA, 1507 nt
Organism: Arabidopsis thaliana (thale cress)
Lineage: Eukaryota; Viridiplantae; Streptophyta; Magnoliopsida; Brassicales; Brassicaceae
Product: Disease resistance protein (TIR-NBS class)
Exons: 2
Coding region: 91-1359 (422 amino acids)
Biological process (GO): defense response; signal transduction
Molecular function (GO): ADP binding
Source: RefSeq, marked reviewed